AUGAGGUACCCCCUGGUGCCGCUGGUGAGCGACCUCACGUUUUCUUUCCUGGUGCUCCGGCUCUGCCUGCCCGUGAGCUUGCUGUUGCUCCUGCUGAUCGUCUGGCUCCGCUUCUUACUGAGCCAAGAUUCAGAGGAAAAUGACUCAGAUUUAUGCUUUGACUGGGAGCCCUGGAUCAAAGGUCCAGCCCAGUUUUGCUGGGAGGUACUCCGUAGCUAAAAGGAGGAGAGGCCCUGCUGUCUGGCUUUCCUGGAGUCAGCGGAGGGGUGGUGGUGGUAACCGAGGUGGAUGGGAGAGACUCACUGGUGCGGGAAGAGGACUCUGGCGAGUGAGGUGCUUCCCUGGGGUCCCCAACUCCCCUCCUGCACCAAUGGACUCAGGAAAGCCUCCAGAGGACCCAGCUCCUCUCUCACUACAGAUGAUCUCCCAGGGUCCCUGGGGAGGAGCCCGAGCCUGUGA
Molecule: messenger RNA, 459 nt
Organism: Neomonachus schauinslandi (Hawaiian monk seal)
Lineage: Eukaryota; Metazoa; Chordata; Mammalia; Carnivora; Phocidae
Gene: ADIG
Product: adipogenin
Biological process (GO): white fat cell differentiation; brown fat cell differentiation
Cellular component (GO): cytoplasm; lipid droplet; nucleus
Source: RefSeq, a predicted model, not a curated record